This is a messenger RNA of Chelonia mydas (Green sea turtle), 2848 nucleotides long. Its product is annotated as histone H1. The transcript has a single exon. Lineage: Eukaryota; Metazoa; Chordata; Testudines; Cheloniidae. Gene Ontology annotation, molecular function: structural constituent of chromatin; DNA binding. Gene Ontology annotation, biological process: nucleosome assembly. Bases 27 to 662 code for a protein of 211 amino acids. Gene Ontology annotation, cellular component: nucleosome. The record is from RefSeq and is a predicted model, not a curated record.
UCUGAUUUUAGAAAACACGAAUCACUAUGUCGGAAACGGCGCCUGUUGCAGCUCCUGCUGUCUCCGGAUCUGGGGCAAAAACUUCUACUAAAAAACCGAAGAAGGCGGCAGGAGGCUCUAAAACCCGCAAGCCUCCAGGUCCCAGCGUGACCGAGCUGAUCACCAAGGCGGUGUCCGCUUCCAAGGAGCGCAAAGGGGUCUCGUUGGCCGCUCUUAAGAAGGCUCUGGCCGCCGGAGGGUACGAUGUGGAAAAAAGCAACAGCCGCAUCAAGCUGGGGCUCAAGAGCCUGGUGAGCAAGGGCACCUUGGUGCAGACCAAGGGCACCGGCGCAUCCGGCUCUUUUAAACUCAACAAGAAUCCGGAUGAGACUAAGGAAAAGGCGCCCAAGAAAAAGGCAGCGGCAAAGCCUAAGAAACCAGCUGCCAAGAAACCCAAAAAGGCUGCGGCCGUGAAAAAGAGCCCGAAAAAAGUCAAGAAGCCAGCAGCUGCCGCGGCCAAGAAAUCAGCCAAGAGCCCGAAAAAGGUGAAAGCUGCCGCCAAGCCUAAGAAGGCAGCCAAAAGCCCGGCUAAGGCCAAAGCGGUGAAGCCCAAGGCGGCCAAGCCCAAGCCGACGAAGCCAAAAGCAACGAAGGCUAAGAAGGCAACGCUCAAGAAGAAAUAAAAGGGUUAGAAAGAAAUUUGUCAUACAGAGAAAUCCAACGGCUCUUUUAAGAGCCACCCACCCUUUCCCAGAGGAGCUGAAACACCAGGUUCACCUCAGUAACCUCGUGCUGCUUUUCAUGAGGCGCACAACUUUAAGAAACGAAAGUAAUACAAAAGAGGGAGACGUAAAAUGAUCGGUUUCGUACAUUUUCCUUCUUUGCCCGCGACAAGAAACAACAUGGUAUCCAUUCUUUAAAAUGCGGGACGCUGGUCCAUUUAUAUUUUAGAGGGGUGUAUUAAAAUCGAUCUAGAGGAUCGGCCCAAAUUCAUGAUUACUAGCAGCCAAACAGGUUUUCGCCCCUACCCAGUCAGGAAAAAAAAAAAACCAACCCUGAGGGGAACGAGCUUUAACAAUCAUGCUUAUUGUGUAAAAGGUGGGGGAGGGGAGGCAUGUGGCCAUUCCUCGCACAUCAGCUUCGGUUCGGACAGGAUUUAUUGUCUAAGAGGAGGGGAGAGUGAGGACAGUGUGUGAGGGAUCUAGACACUCACUCACUCACUCACUCACUCCUUCCCAGCUGACAGUGAUGGGAUCAGGAUCAGGAUCAAUUCCUUUGGUGGGUUUGAAAAGCCCGCGCUCUGCAAGGAUUGGCCUGUGGCAACUCGUCCCCGCUUCUUUUAUUGGGGGUGGGGGAAUCACUAGUUUCCCACGUAAAUUGAUACCUCCUCACACGGGGAUUUUUGUUUAUCUUCAAAUGAGAUUCGUCUGGUACUUACUUGGAAACCUUUAUUCUCUGAAAUCAGAGCACUACUAAGGAGGCGGGGGGGGGGGGGGAGGAGGCAUUUUUGAGUUUGUUCUCGUUCCUUGAUUAAUACCCGUUCUGUUCAUACUCUCCUCCAUCGCCACGUCCGCUUUCUAUCUUUGUUUCUCUCCCGGGCUGGGCUUUCAGUCUUUUAACCAAUUCUCUAGAAAUCACAUCCUUACUAAUGCUUCUCAGAAUGACCUUCACCGGGAUACAUUAGGAAUUCCCUAAGGGUUGGGAGGGACAUUUAUAUCUAGUGUAAACCUCUGUCAGUUGGUCCAACUGAUAACAACGGGUUGAGAUUGAUAUCCAGUAUGUGGACCUGCCGUUGGAGAAAAAGGAAACACAUUUGUUCCAGAGGGUUUUACAGAUAUUUUCUUACAACACAAGAAUGUUGAGAUUCAGGAAUCCUAGGCUUUAUUCCAGACUCUAGAGGGGAGCGUUUUCUAUAGUUACAGACACUUCUUCCCCUUUCCAUCUUUAAUGUGACCCCCUUCUAUACAGACCCUUCUAACUUGUCCAUGUUCUAGUCCUCCCCCUUCACCAUCUCCUGUCUCCUGCUCCCUCACCAAGCUCCUCACCCCUCUGUAUUCCAGGUAGAAGAGUGGUUCUCACACUUUUGUACUGGUGACCCCUUUCACAUAGCAAGCCUCUGAGUGCGACCCCCCCCCCCUUAUAAAUUAAAAACACAUUUAAAUAUAUUUAACACCAUUAUAAAUGCUGGAGGAAAAGCGGGGUUUGGGGUGGAGGCUGACAGCUCAAGGCCCCACAGGUAAUAAGCUCACGACUCCCUGAAGGGUCCCAGCCCCCAGUUUGAGAACCCCUGAGUUAGAAUAUAUACUCCUUCAUCGUGCCUGCGUGCCAAAAAUGGGGGCAUGGAAACUACAGAAAAGACAGUCUCCCUGCUUUAAUUUCCAGUGCCUGAAACCACAGUGAUCCUUGGUAGAUGCCAGGAGUUUUUGCAGGGGAAGUUCUGCUCAACGGUCUGAGCAGGGACAAUAGUAAGGGAAGCCAAACUUCAGACAAUUUAGUUGCCAAACGAAAAAUGCUCUGCUGAACAUGUAGGGACUGAGAGUUUUCAGAGGCUAACAACUUGGCCACACUGGGGUAGAUGUUCAUGGGGAUAACAAAAAGGAUAUCCCUGACACUUUUGUGGCCAAUCUGCUUAAUGUUAAGUAUGUACCUUAAAGCAUGGAGGAGCUUGAGCAUCUCAAGACAACAAUUGUGAGAACAUUUUAAUGUGGGCAAUACAAUGUAUUUUCCUCCAACCUUGAUCAAUGGCUGAACUUUUUCUUUGUGGCAAUUAUAUUGAUGUCAAUGAGAUUGCAUUGGUGUAGACUAUGAAUGUGGUGAUGUGCAAUUGAUGCACUCUGCCAGAAUUAAACAAGGUUGGGGUUGACAAGCC